GGUAGUGGUAGUGGCUGCCACCGUCGUCGGCUUUGGUUUUUCUUUCUGCGGGUCGAAAAAAGCACGCGCGUCAGUCGCCGUUGUACGGUGCGUGUGUGGUGCCGAUCUUAUCACCGCCGUGGAGAUCGGCUCACGGGCGUCGCUCCUUCUUCUUGAAAAUAUCGGGAAAAUAAUCUUUAGAGUGUUUCUUAUUUGUCAGAUCGAUCGCCGAUUCAUCGUCAAGCCGAUAAUGGGAUUCCUCAAGCGGGACGAUGCUAGCAGCUGCUCCGAUGAGUCCAAUGUCGAUAUUUUCAGAAGCAUACCCAAAGCUAGCACGGCGUUCAGUAUAUGGAAGAUCGAGGGACUACGAAUCAUAUCGCUUGGAAGAACAAAGGUGGGAACUUUCCUGUCGGACUCGGCUUAUUUACUCUACGCUGCUUCGGACAGAGACGGUGUGCUUCCCUAUCCCAACAUGCCGACAAAGGAGUUGAAGAACAAAGCGGCGGUGCGGGCCAUUCACUUCUGGGUGGGGGCAGACUGCGACAUGAACGUAUCCGGGGCUGCGGCGAGAGCUGCCGCGGAGCUCGACUCGCGGGUCGCGGCGACGAUCCUAAUGCGCGAGGCCCAGGGCCGUGAGAGUCCCCGUUUCCACGCCUACUUUCGGCAGCGCUCGAUCAACGUCGAGGGACAAUCCGUCGAGGACGAUUAUAAAUGUAGCCUUCACCGGGUGACCGGUACCGCGCUACCCGUCCUCACUCAACUGACGCCCGUCGACUGGAGCAGCUUCUCCUCGCGCGACGUCAUCCUCCUCGACGUGCGAACCAGAUCGGUAAUAUUUCUGUGGCUCGGAUCCAAAUCGGAUCCCUUGCAUAAAAGCCACGCUCUGCGGCUUCUGGACGAGCAGAAGAAAACUAAGAAUGGCGAGGAGACGCGAAUUUUUAUCGUUGAGGAUGGCUAUGAGCAAACCCUUCAACCCGAAGCCCGUAAGCUCUUUAACGAGAUCCUGGAUCUUUCAGUGCGUUUUGUCUCGCCAGAACCCCUCAUUGAGAGUUAUCAGCCCUCGGCCAGCAUUAAGCUGUACAAGUGCAACGAGCUGAACGGCAAGUACAAGGUCGCCGAGCUAAAGUCCGGGCCGAUUUUCCGGUCGGAUCUCGAGUCGAGCGCCGUGUUCCUGUUGGAGCGCGGCGAGGCUGGCGUGUGGGCUUGGGUCGGCAAGGAUGCGAGCGCCAAGGAGCGGCUCGAGGCCGUACGUAACGCACGAGGAUUCGUGAAGAAGAAGGGCUACGGGCCCUGUGUGCCGGUAGCCCGGGCCCUCGAGGCUCGCGAGCCCCCGGAGAUGCGCAGCUGGGUGAAGGGCUGGCCGAGGUCGUGCGCGCGGCCCCUAAUUCUGCCGACGAGCUUCGAGCCGGACUAUAUGGCCGAGAGGCCGAGGAUGGCGGCCGAGUGCCAGCUUGUCGACGACGGCAACGGCGAGAGGACGCUAUGGAGGGUCGAGCACCAGACGGGCCUCGUUCUUCUCAAGGACAGCGGCGUCUUUUACGCGGAGGCCUGCUAUUUGCUACGCUACAAGUAUGGAUAUGGACGCAGGAGCAGGACUAUCAUAUACCAUUGGGAAGGAGCUGAAUCGAUGUGCAAUGACAAAGAGGCAGCGAUCGAGGCGGCCUGCAAUUUAAGCGAAGAUGAGUCGGCUCAACUGAUAAUAACGUCACAGGGCAAUGAGCCUCCGCACCUUCUUCAAAUGUACAAUGGCAAACUGAUAAUACUCAAUGGACCGCACAGGGAUGCUCCCCCGAAGAAAUAUCUCGUUCGAGUUUACGGCUCAACCCCAUACACGUCCAAGGCUGUGGAACGUCCGUUGCGAGCGAAUAGUCUCGACUCCGGAGGUGUCUUCAUACUCUUUUCGAAUUUGCCGAUGGUCUGGUGUGGGAGCAAAAGUACCGGCGACGCUAGAGAGGCGUCGAGGAGAUUGGCUCCGGCAACGGCACCGCUUAUUUGCGAAGGAAAAGAGGACGACGAAUUUUGGACGCAACUCGAGGGCAAAGGCGUAUGUAAUGUGGAGUCGGUGGAGAGCGAAGGGGAAGAUAUGGAUAAGCACUUUUAUCAUUUGAAAAUCGAAAAGUCCAUGUUCACUGGCGAAGAGAUACUCGGCUUCGCGCAAAACAGUCUUAUCCCGGAAGCGAGUUGGCUCCUCGAUGCUGGAAGCGUCAUUUGGAUUUGGAUAGGCAGUUACUGUGCGCCAAAGCCCCUGAAAGAUUAUAUCGAGGAGGCAAAAAUUUUUCUUCAUACCCAUCCUGUUAAUCGUGACCGCAGUACAAUAAUCUCCAUAAUUAAACAAGGAUUGGAGCCACCAACGUUCAUUGGACUAUUCGAUAAUUGGAAUCAUAAUUUACUGAGAGAUUAUAGGCCUUUCAAUGCAUUGCGAGCGAGUGUCCAAGAACGGGAUGCAUUAAUAAAUGACAUUACGGCUAUAAAAAUUAUAUCCGAAUUCGCUCAUUUUGUGAAAUAUCCGUUGAAAAUUUUGAAAAACGAUCCCGAAAACUUGCCUCCAGGCGUUGACGUAUCGCGCAAGGAAAUGCAUUUAACCUUUGACGAUUUUAUGACAGUUUUUAAAAUGGAACCAACUGAGUUUGAAAAGUUACCCACUUGGCGACGACAAAGACUUAAGCAAACAGCCGGACUUUUCUAAGAACGCAUCGAAUAAAAUCAAUUCAUUAUUUUGUAAAAAUUUUAUAAUUCUAAACGAUAAAUAUCC
Ceratosolen solmsi marchali is the source of this 2731-nucleotide messenger RNA. It is a transcript of the gene qua, whose product is annotated as villin like protein quail. Gene Ontology annotation, biological process: barbed-end actin filament capping; actin filament severing; cytoskeleton organization. Lineage: Eukaryota; Metazoa; Arthropoda; Insecta; Hymenoptera; Agaonidae. Gene Ontology annotation, molecular function: actin filament binding; phosphatidylinositol-4,5-bisphosphate binding. The coding region runs from base 230 to 2665 and encodes 811 amino acids. The transcript has 10 exons. Gene Ontology annotation, cellular component: actin cytoskeleton; cytoplasm. The record is from RefSeq and is a predicted model, not a curated record.